Brienomyrus brachyistius is the source of this 4194-nucleotide messenger RNA. RefSeq names its product phosphatase and actin regulator 2 (gene phactr2). The transcript has 13 exons. Bases 323 to 2170 code for a protein of 615 amino acids. Lineage: Eukaryota; Metazoa; Chordata; Actinopteri; Osteoglossiformes; Mormyridae. The record is from RefSeq and is a predicted model, not a curated record. Gene Ontology annotation, biological process: actin cytoskeleton organization. Gene Ontology annotation, molecular function: actin binding.
GGCUAUUGUAAACUUAAAGGAAAUGACAGCAGUAAUACGGUGCAGCAAAACCUAAAUCAGAGACCAAGACACAUUCAGCUCGAAUGAAGGGUAUUUUCCAAAUCUAAGUUAUUCUGUCUAAGGUUAAAUGCGCACCGUGCAGACGCGAAUCACUCAGCGAUUCAUCACUUCCUUUUCAUAAACAUGGGUGACACCGGUGACCUAUGAAGAGCGGAAAAGUGCAGGUUGAAAAAGCUUUUCUCUCUCCUUUGUGGGAGGGCUUUCGCGGGCUGUCUUUUGGUGGCACGUCUUCGGGCGGCCAGACUGCAGUGCUGAAUCGGCCAUGGCCAGCGAGCGUCCGCCGGAGGGGAGGAGGCAGCCUCCGGUCUUUCCUCUGCAGAGGGUCCGUUCGCAGAGCGACACGUCCUGCUUCCGAGCGCGGAUUUUCGGCAGACUGCAUGCCGCCUGUUCAGUCGAUGGGCUGGAGAAGCCUUCCCUGGCGAACUCAGACGUGGUGGUUGGGGGCACGGGCCCGGGGGCACAGACCCCACCCCUGAAGCAGAAGGGCAAACUCUCAUCGCUCGGCAAGAUCUUCAAGCCGUGGAAAUGGCGCAAGAAGAAAACCAGCGAGAAGUUUCAGGACCUCUCCAAAGUGCUGGAGAGGAAGAUCUCCAUGCGUCAGAGUCGGGAGGAGCUGAUCCGCAGGGGCGUGCUGAUUCCGGACCAAGAUGAGCAGGUGAACUGUGAAACGUCCAAUGGGCACACGGCCCCUGUCACUGUGGAGACGGCCCCCCCAGAGGCGGUCAAGGUGGAACUGGAGGCAGCUUCACCUGCACCCUGUGAGGACGACGACAGAACAGAGAGGAAACAGGGCAGGCCAGACCCAAAGGUGACCCAGUCCCGUUCCCGGGAGGGGCUUGCUAAAAAGGGCCAGGCAGCCCCCCCGAAAACGCCCAGCGGGGCAGCAGGCGGGGUGGUGAGGAAGGAUGCGACCUGUGGAGAUAAAAAGGGGGCCAAGAGUGGGGGCAAGCAGACCCCGACUCCUAAGGGCACCUCGCGGAACAAUAACCGUGGCAACGCCAAACCUACCCAAGUAAAAAAAUCAGCAGGGGCGUCAAAGGCCCCCCCCCAGUCAGGACCGGUAUCUGGCCCCUCUGGGGGGGCACACCGCCAGCCAAAAGACACUGACGGCACAGGUCCUAGGAAGAAGGCUGGCAGGAGGGCAGAGGACCCCUCAGGUACCACAAAGACCCCCACCAGAGCCCAGGCCAUUCCCGGGGACGAUGGGGCAGCCAAUCAAAAGCCACGUCCGGCUGCGGGGGAGGAGCCAGCCAAAGAAGGACAAUCGGCGCAAGCAGGCAGCAAGGUGGACGCGGAGGAUGCGGCAUCUGCUCCGGACGCGCAGAAUGAGAAGUUCUACAACUGCCUCGAGGAGCAACCAGGCCCAGAUGAAGAUGGGGGCGUGGCCAGCGAGUCCAGCAAGACGCAGCCAGCCUCGGGGGGCUCCCAGCCGCCACCAGGGGGCGACGUGAAACCCCAGGCCCGUAUCGCGGACGGCCCACCAGAGACCAUCCCCAGCGACAGCAGGGAGAGCCAGAUCAGCGACUCGGAUUCAGACAGGUCCACACUGUACCGCAGUGAGGAGGAAGAGGAGGAAGAUGAUGACGAGGAUGAGCACAGCUCAAGUUCCCUGGCCAGUAAGAUCCGCCGCCGGGAUACACUGGCCAUCAAGCUGGGAAACCGACCCAGCAAGCGGGAGCUGGAGGAGAAGAACAUCCUCCCUCGCACAUCGAUGAGCGAGCGGCAGGAGCUGAGGCAGCAGAUUGGCUGCAAGUUGGUCAGGCGCCUGAGUCAGCGGCCGACACCGGAGGAGCUGGAGCAGAGAAACAUCCUGAAGCAGAAAAAUGAAGAAGAAGAGCAAGAGGCAAAACAAGAAAUAAAAAGACGACUUUCUCGAAAGCUGAGCGUGAGACCCACAGUGGCUGAGCUGGUAGCUCGGAGAAUCCUGCGCUUCAAUGAAUACGUGGAAGUCACAGACGCCAAGGACUACGACCGCCGAGCGGACAAACCGUGGACUAGGCUGACUCCGGCUGACAAAGCUGCUAUCCGCAAGGAGCUGAACGAGUUCAAAAGCAAAGAGAUGGAGGUACACGAGGAGAGCAAGCAUUUCACAAGGUUUCACCGGCCCUGACAUUUGCGCUGCCCUGGGUGGCUGGGAGGGGCCCUGCACCCCAGGGACCCCCUUACAGACGGACUGACCACACUCCGCUCUGGACUCUGCUUUCAGUGCACCUGGUUAGAGGGCACCACCCCGACUCCAAUGGCCGGAACUGGAACAUCAAGUGUGGGAUGGACAGGAUUGCCUUCAGUGUUCAGUGAAGGCAGACAGAUGGACAGAUGUCUGCAGGCUGAACACACUGGCGCUGCCAGGGCGGGACUGCAAUGCUGCAGGCUUCAGAACACACUCGUGCAGCCGGUCCUUUCGCUCUCUGCGCUGCGAUGAUGUCCAUCUUAACACUAGACACCGAUGACCAUCUGACCUUGUUCACAAACAAACGGCCACAGACGGAUUUCAGUGCUGCUCCUUAGGAUGGUAUUCAGGGUUAGAUAUUGAGGGUUGUAAGGGGGGGGGGUGCUCUCCCACAGCAGCCCACUAAUAAAUGCUGUUAGAUUGGCACAGCUCCCAAAACACAUUCAUGGUGUGGGGAUAUUCUCUUACCUUUCACUUUGGCUUAUAGUGGUGGUACAGUCACAUGACCAGAAUGUACCUUAAGCUGAGAUUGAAACUGGAUUUGCUCAGUGCCUCAUGAAAUGAGUAUUUAUUUAAUACGAUAUCCGUAUGAUUUUAUAAGGUCACAGUAGGGCACCUGUGAUGUCCAGCUCGUGGGCACUGAAUACCAAUUCCGCUUCGUCUAUUUACAGGAAUCAUUUGAGAUCUCGGGGUUCCUAUGUAGAGUCUCUUGUGAUUUGUUUUCCGUGGGGGGGUUGGGGGGUGCAGUGCACAGUCCAGUUUUAAGGAGUAACCUGAACUAUUGGCUAUCAGACUCCCGAGAUCAAUGCACUCCUCCGACCAGCAGAGGGAACCGUCAUGUGCUUUAAGGUGCCUUGGCUGGGAAAUGUGGGGUUCUGCCGUCUUAAUGGUUACCCAUAGAGGCCAUAAAAGUGUUUUUACAUAUUUAGGCUACAAGAUAGCCUCAGUAUUCCUGUCAAUCAAACUUCUGCAUUGGAAUGUGCUAUUUUUAAUCCUGCUAUAAAUUGCCUAAGUUAUUCUUUUCAGAUAUAGAACUUUCUGUACAGUAUGUAUAUAAACCCGUUCGUAUGAAACAUUUCACUUUUUUUUAAUAUAUAUAUAUAUAUAUGUUGGUUGUUCUACAUGAUGUCCUUUGUUUUAAGAUCGUUUAUCCUUUUUAAAGCCCCCCCCCCCUUAACUGUGUCCUCUGCUACACGCUGAGCAGUGCUCAAGAGCGCCCCCUACCUGCUCCCGCAGCUCUGUUCAGGUUCUGGAAAUUCGGGCACUGGCUGAACAUGCACUUCUUGACGGCCAUCUCCUCCACUACGACUGAACUUUUUACCCAAAAAUCCUGCUAAGUCAGGAGUGACUAUCAGACUAUUGGGGCUUGAUGUGCACAGCUGAACUGCAAGGUGCAGCAUGUCCACUGCUGUGGAGCGGAAAUGUGAUUUCGAGCCCGUGAAUUUUGCCGUGAACAGCCUCCAGUGUGACUCCUGUAAUCAGGGUGACCGGAGGCUGAUGCUGAAUCUGCCGAAUAUCAUUGGCUGCAUUUGUGAGAUUUACUUGCAGUUUAAGGAAGGUGAAAUGUGCACUUGGAGGACAAUCUUAAAUAAAGGUUCCUACUGUUUCGGAUUUGGGGUAUUGGGGGGGAUUUUCACCAUCGCAGCCUCGCAGUGAACUCGCAGGCGUGGGUCUAAUCUGCAGCCCUUGAUGCUUAUGUUCUGCUGUCGCCAUGGCGACUGUGAAGCGUGUUUGCCGCCAGCCAUCUUGCCAUGGCGGUGCGUUCUGUCACCAAGCUGGACCCCCCCGGAGAGACACUGGCGAAGAGCCCAGCCAAUCACGUCCAUGUUCUGCUUCCGGGAUUUUGGCGGGUGGGAGACCUAACGACAAGGUGCUUUUGUGGGCAGGGUGGGGCAGUUCUUUGGAAAUCAGUAUGACUUGCACGACUAUAGAUAAUUAAAGCUCCCUAAUCGUGUUUUAAAUUA